AUGGGGCAGCAAUCGUUGAUCUACAGCUUCGUUGCUCGUGGAACCGUGAUCCUAGCGGAGUUCACUGAAUUCACCGGCAAUUUCACCAGCAUAGCUUCUCAGUGCCUUCAGAAGCUUCCCGCUACCAACAACAAGUUCACCUACAACUGCGAUGGUCACACUUUCAAUUACCUCGUCGAAGACGGCUUCACAUAUUGUGUCGUUGCUGUGGAAUCUGUUGGGAGACAGCUGCCAAUAGCUUUUCUUGAGCGAAUUAAAGAAGAAUUUACCAAGAAAUAUGGAGGAGGAAAAGCUGCUACUGCUGCUGCUAAUAGUCUUAACAGGGAAUUUGGGCCUAAACUGAAGGAACAGAUGCAAUAUUGUGUGGAUCAUCCAGAGGAGAUUAGUAAGCUUGCAAAAGUGAAAGCUCAGGUUUCAGAAGUCAAAGGAGUGAUGAUGGAAAACAUUGAGAAGGUUCUUGAUCGUGGAGAGAAGAUUGAGCUUCUGGUGGAUAAAACUGAGAAUCUGCGAUCUCAGGCACAAGAUUUCAGGACUCAAGGAACCAAGAUGAGGAGAAAAAUGUGGCUACAGAACAUGAAGAUCAAGCUCAUCGUUCUCGGCAUCAUCAUUGCCUUGAUUCUUAUAAUAGUGCUAUCGGUUUGUGGCGGUGUCAAGUGUCAUUGA
Oldenlandia corymbosa var. corymbosa is the source of this 663-nucleotide messenger RNA. The record is from the annotation of a GenBank genome assembly. NCBI's taxonomy places the organism in Eukaryota, Viridiplantae, Streptophyta, Magnoliopsida, Gentianales, Rubiaceae.